CAGUAUUCUAACUUUUACAUAAACUAUUACUUAAUUGUUUAUUACAUGCCUUAUUUUUUUAAAAACAAUUCUUCAGCUAAAAAUACAUUCACUAAUGAGGAUAAAUUUACAAAAAAGUUAUUUAUUAGUUUUAUAAAAUAAUAAUUAUAAAAAAUAAUAAAAUUGCAAAAUAUUAAAGGAAAAAAAAAGAGUAAAACACCAUAAAAAGAAUUAUGCAGUGAUAUAAAAACAUACAUCGUUAAAUUUGCUCCCGUUAAUAUAGUUUUUAAUUAAUAAAAAAUAAUUUAUUGAAAUAAAUGUUAUAAUCUACGUUAUCAAAUUUUGUGCUAAUAUAAUUAAUUUUUUAAUUAUAUAUUUAUUUGCAAUUAUAGAAAACUAAUAAAUAUUAUUGGCACAUCAUUUCAAUAAUAUAAAUACUUAAUUUUUUUAUAUUAAUAUAUAUUCGUUAUUAAUAAAAGGUGCGUAUAUAAUAUAUACACUUAAAUUUAAUAUUUUUCCGCACUUUGAUUUAUAUGUAAAAUUAGUCUUUUAAUUGGUGUUAUCUGCAUUUAAUUUAUAGUUUCUUUAUAUCACAUUGUUUUAAAAAUUUAGAACAUGAUGAUGAAUUUAAGUCGGUUAAAAUUACUUAACUCGAGAUUAUGUUAAAGUUGGAUGAUUCACGUGUGAUUAGAAAUAUAAAGUAUUUUAUUUAAUUAUUAUUAUUCAUUUUCAUUAUUUGUGUAAUUUCCCAAACACUUUUUGCUGUAAGGGUCACCAAUUGCCAUAUGUAUUAAUACGUGCACCUGUAUAUUUUUUCAAUCAGAACUAAUUUUUAUUAAUUCAAAAAUGUAAAUUAUUAACAUGAAACUGAAAAUUUCUGUCAAGUUAUGGAAUCGUCAAUCCAAGUAUAGACGGAGUCAAGGAGAAGUUUCAACUGAGUAUCGUUAAGUUAGUAAAACUGUUCAAUAACAUAAACUUAUAUUUUAUUUGAAAGUUAAUAUUUUUUUAAUCUAUAAGCUAGGAUAAUUAUUUGAUGAACAAAAAUGAAAAAAAAUUAUAACUUUUAAAAAUUAAUUUAUAAAAAAUUAAUUCAAGCAGUAUUUAAUUUAUUUUAAGUUAGUUUAUUGAUGUUUUCUAAUUUUAUCUUUAUUUUUUAAAAUAUUUUUUAUUCACACGAUGAUAUUCAAUAAAAGAAAUAAAUUACAUAAUAUUUGUUACUCAAUUAAUUGAAUUUUAUUGAGUUAAACAAAUUAAGUUAGAGACACAGGAGACAGGUAGUAUUGGAUUAGAAAGAGUGUUGAUGAGAUAAUUUACCGAAAGAUCCGAAAUGUUAUAUUUAUAGACGAAAAAAGCAAUAUAAAAAAGAGUUUAGGAGGCAUAACUUAAUAGCAUUCAGUGUGUAUAAUGGUUACUAGCAAGUCUAAUUUAGAGGUUUUUGAUCAGAUUAGAAAACGGAAACCUAAACUUGGAACAGUGAAUUGAAGUACGACAGAAGGAACGUUACACUGAAGAAAAGGGUGAAAAUGGGAGGAAGAGAAGUUAAAAGGAAAAAGCCGCGAAAAAGGAAAAUAGAAAACGAGGCAGAAGACAGGACCAUCACAUGGCAACGAUCAGAGCGGAAACUCCUUUACUUACAUCCCACGUGUACACUCCCCCCGUUCACACUCAAACCGGUUGCCAGUCAAAUAGCCGCGUCGAGUGGGACCCACCAAUGGUCCUCUUUUGCAGUAAAUGCUAUUGCCAUCCAUCGUGUAAUCGGAAACCGGCACAUGUCGGUCACCGCCAAGGUGGGAAACCUCCCCUAGCCAACCUGUUUUCCAAAAUCCCAGCCCCAACUCAACCAAAUCAAAAGUCCUUUCACACACUCAAAAUAAAAAUAUACCAAUUAAUUAAACAAAAUAAAUACCCCCAAACUAUCACUUUCUUUUUUUUAGUGAUAUAUAUGAUGAUAAUAAUAAAACUACUAAAAAGCAAAAAUAAUGAAGAGGGUUACUUUUUGGAGUUUUUGAGGGGAUUUAAAUAAAAGAGAGAAAAAUAAAGAAUAUGUGCAAAAGUUUUUGUUGAUAUAUAGCACCUACAAUUCAUUAAAAGCAAUGGAGGAGAAGAGAGAGAAGGAGGCAAAACCACCAAAGUCAUCAUCCACCAUGGCAAAUUCUGUCGCAUUUUCCGAUGAGAUUCCGAACAUGAGCAUGAGCAUGAGCACGAGCUUCAGCUUCCCUUUCUCACCCGCUUUGUCUAGCAUCUUUGACAUGAUGCCACCACCACCAUCUUCAUGUGAUGAUCAAAAAGCUUCCAACUUUGGUGGCUUCAUGGACUUGUUGGUUGCUCAAGAUUAUAGCCCUUCUUUAUUCGAUUGGCUCCCAAACUUCACCGCCACGUCAGCUUCCGCCACCCAAACCACCCACCCUCUUCCGUCGCCGGCGAGCUCCAAUGUCCCCGACGGCUCCGAAGUCUUGAACACUCCGGCGUCCCCCAACUCCUCUUCGAUUUCGUCCUCCUCCAAUGAAGCUCUCGUCGCCAACAAAGCAACGGGGAAUGAACAUGAAGCAGAGGACGAAGACGGAGAUGCAGGCAAAGGAGAGGAUCAAGAUCAAGACAAAACUAAGAAACAGCUGAAGCCAAAGAAGAAGAACCAAAAGAAACAAAGAGAGCCAAGAUUUGCGUUCAUGACAAAGAGCGAAGUGGAUCAUCUAGACGAUGGCUAUAGGUGGCGAAAGUACGGUCAAAAAGCCGUAAAAAACAGCCCACAUCCAAGGAGCUACUAUCGUUGCACCACCACGGGUUGCGGCGUGAAGAAGCGCGUGGAGCGUUCCUCCGACGACCCGUCGGUGGUGGUCACCACCUAUGAAGGGCAACACACCCACCCUUGUCCUGCCACGUCACGGGCUAGCCUCGGGUUCAUGCACGAAACGGGUGGGUUCGGACCCACUAGUGGACUCGGGGGUUCACCCCACUAUUUGCUGCCACAACAACACCAACACUUUCGGGACCAAAAUGUGCAACAACAAGCAGUAGCAGCAGCAGCUUUGUUAUACAACUCCACCUCAUCAUCGCCUUUGAACAUUGUUAACUCGGCUUCUAGUAAUUUUGCCAAUACAUCGUUGUUUAGUGGCUUCCUUCAGGAUCAAGAGAAUCUUCGAUGCUUUGUGCCGUCUAGGUUGAUGGGUCCUCAGGCUUUGUUAAGGGACAAUGGGCUUCUUCAAGACAUUGUGCCUACGCAGAUGAGGAAGGAGGAGAAGCAAGAUCACGAGUAGGUGAUGAUGAUCAUGAUGAUAUAUUCAUAUAUUGGGUUUAAUGAUGGUACUUAUGAUAGCUAUUAGUUAGUUUUAAUUAUUAAUUAAUUUCCUGUAUAUUAUUUUUAUUAUCUUGGUAUGAUAUAUGUAUGGUUCUCUAACUGAUCAUAUGAUGAAGGCCUCUGGGGUGUUUUGUGCUUUAGAGGUUAACGUAGAGAAGCAUCGCUUUUAGUUACUUUGUGUUCAUAUGAAACAUUUUGGAGGUUCUCACUUUUUAUGGUUAGAUGGAGGGGGCUUUAGAUUCUGAUUUUGCUACUUUAACUUUUUCUUCUCUCUUUCCUUCUAUGGAUUAUUCUUUGUAACUAGAUAUUUAUUCGAUGAUGAGCUAUUUUUAUCCUUUAAAAAACUUUUUUUUUGUCUCAUUUUUCUCGUGUCCACUGCAUUAUUAAUUCUUCUUCAGUUCUCUAACUGAUUAUUCAUGGUGGAAAGCCAACAUUUUUAGGGUUAGGGUUUUACUUUUUCAUAAAUUUGUACAAUUACUUGCAUGUGGAGAAAUCUUUUAGCUAGCUGCAUCUUUUCCCAAUCAGAUACUUAUGGCAGAGACUUUAUGGGAAAAGAGAAGUCAAGAACGUAAGUUUAUUAGCAAAAGGAACUGGAAACUCUACCUAUAUACGAUGAGAGAAAUUUAAGAAAAAAAAAAAAAAGAUGAAAACUUUGGAUCAGAGAGUGUUAUGAUUGUCCCAUGACUUGACACCAUGCAUGAGGUAUGGAAAAAGUUGUAACAUUAUUACUUGAGUAGUACCGUUUAGCUUUUUGUAUGAUGGCUUUUCUCAUCAUCUUCCCCUAUAAGCUAGAUACAAAGAUGGGCUUCAGCCAUUCAAUGAUGAUGUGUGUUUCCUGGGAGAGAAAUAGCUAGAGCAUGGUUCGUUUCUUGUUGAUGGCAAUUUGGCUAAAGAUGAAUGAUGUGAGAUAUUGGUGUGGAGAAAAGUACUAAUAUAUGUAAGGUUCUUAUGCCCUAGUAUAACAAAAUAGAAGUGUUGUAAUAGUAGAAGAAGCCAUUGGCCAUGCCACUAUCCCUUUCCCAUUUGGAAAUUUUCAGCUCACAUGAAAUGCCCAAGCUACUUGAUUCUCACUCGAUUUAUAAUCACACCUAAGAAUAUUGUAUAUGCCAAUUAGUCAUCCAGCUAGCAUUAUAUAAAUUAUGGAAAUUGAAUUCUACCGCUAGUUUAGUUGCUUUGUAUCACUUCUCAAGAUACAAGGUAUGUGUGAAUAGCCUUGGUCGAACGGACAAGAAAAAAGGGCACAUUGUUUAAGGGACACGGGAAUUAGAUUAAUUGACGUUCAACACCUUGGUGCUAAUUCAAAAAGAAAAAUUGGAGUUUCUUCCAGAUUGUGUUUGACAAAAAAGUCAUAUAAUUGUUAUAAUAUAUAUAGAUAGUUCUAAUGCCAUAGUUUUUAUCAACUUAAAAGAAAAUUAUUUUUUGUCGAAUAAAUAAGAUCAACUUAUGUUGGCUCAUCUAAUUUUCUGUACUGUUUCAGAUUCAAUUUUGUCAAGAGAUUGUUUAGAGUUAAAUUGGAAUGAUAUUAUAUUUUCAAGAUAAAGGGGGAUCGUUGUUUAAAAAUAUUAUAUUGAACUGAUAUUCUUUAAAAUGAAUGAAUGAAUGAAAAGAAUAUAGACAUAUACGGUAAUGGACUCGGUUUUUUGUAACCACCCAAUAACACGAUGAAUUUGGAAAGAAGCCAUGAUUGAUUUAAGUUCAUGUUAUUCGAGUUUGUUAAAAGUUUCCGAAUUUUUAUUUUUUCCCUUACCAUUGUAAUUGGCUGUUUUAGAGGUUUAGUUUCCAAUUCCUGAUACCUCAAAGGGUUAAUUUGUGAUACUCUUCGUUGUGAUUUUCAUCAGGUUGAUUUGAAGUGAAUUAAAAUAUGAAACAGUUGAAUUUAAACUUGCUGGAAGUUUGAGAAUGCUGCGUUAUUAAGAUAAACUAGCUGAAGCACUCAGCAGGAAUUAGGAGGAUAUGGAUUCUUGUAAGUAAAGGAUCCUUCUGUGUUUCAUUUAUACUCGAUACUUGCCUCAACAUGAGGUUUGGUAAUAUAGGAAAGCAUUCCACAGACACUACCAGCCGAACAGGAGAGUUUUAUUGAAAAAGCAAAUUUGUAGGGUGUUAAAUCGUAGUUCAUAACCGCAAUUAUUGUUUCAAUUUUAAAGAUUUUUGCAAUCACAUCGUGACCACAAUUACGAUUAUAUCGAUCUGGUUCAUUUGAUUACUCCCAAUUUCAUACAACAGUAAUGUAAUGUUAACCACUUGACGAAUAUGCCAUGGUAUAGUAUGACAAUUUUCUUCAUUUUCGUACAUUAAAAAUUUUGUACAAUUAAACGUUUUUCUUCGUACAAUAUUACUUAUCUCAAUGUAACGUUAAAGCAACUACAAUGUAAAACCUUUUCGUAAUUGGCAUGCAAGUAGUCAUAUGAACACAAAUAGAUAAGGAAGAAGAAAAUAGAAAGUAACCACUUAAAUAAAAUGAAAAGAAAUUCGAUGUGAUGAAGCUUUACACAUUUUCCCACCCUGUCGCUGGUUAGUGAAUAUUCUCUACUCGAAGCAAUGAAGAAAAUGUUAUCCGAUAUAAAUUAUAGCCAUAUGGAGCAUGACUUUUUUUUGGUAUUCCUAAACUUUCCAGCCAUUAAACUUUAUGUUAUCGAAUUGCAAAAGGCAACAGAAAAGUCGUAUCUACUUGUAAUCCAACUGUUGGAGUGCCAAUUAAUUUGAUGCUUCAGAGAAAUCGAAUCAAGGAAGUGAGAGGUCAAGUCAUUUGCAUACAACCCAUAUGAUUCGUUGGAGGCAUCUGAAUCCAAAGUCCAGUAGAAAGAGUUACUCAUUCUGUAGCCACUAAUUAAAUGCCACACCAUAUAUGCAAUUAACGCAUUUAGUUUGCGUGGAAACAAUAUUUACUUUACAUUCUAAAUUGAUGUAUAUAAUUGAGUAGCCUUAUCUUUUAUUAAAUGACACACCCAUUAAGAUAAGUUUCAGAAUCGGUGGAAAACUCCGGUGAGUUUUUCUUUCAACAAUUUCUUUAUUCCUUACUUGUUUUGCAAGUUUAGGAAUAUGUCGGACAAAAGCAGUGCGUGUUAAAAUGUGGCAACCAAAGUGUUGGUUAACUUCUUGAUGGAAAACUCUUCAACUUUUCAAGCUUCAUAGUCACUUUAUCUAACUAUGAUUCUGAAAUAAAAAGGCCCAAACAAGAGGGGGGGGGGGGGGGAACGGAUCACCCAUCAGUUUCUAGCAAGAAAUUAGACAAAGAUCGAUGAUUCUGAAUCAUUAGAAUAUUUUGGUGCAUAAAAUCUUUGAUAUGUCAUUACAUAGAAGAUGUUUUAGAUAUAAAGAAUUAACAUCUUCAGUGUAUAUUAAGGACGGAAUUAACAUGUGUGAUGGUCAUAACAUCUUCGGGUAUUACUCUUUAUUUACGACGUCUAAUUAUUUACUGUCUAAUUAUUCUUCAAAUCUUCAUUAAGAAAUGCACUAUUUAAAGCUCUGAAUCUAUCCUUCUGGUUAUUUAUUAUUAGAUGUACUUGUUUUGGGUAAGCUUAAUGACUUCGACUAUGAUCGGGCUUUUAAUAUUGAAUUCAUAUUUAAAUAAUUUAAGGAGUUUUGAAGGGAAGAAAGAUUGAAUAAAAAAAAUUAAUUUUAAAAUUAGAGUUUUACAGUAACUAUGAAACUAAUUAACAAGCAUUUCGUGUGCAUUGUACUCGUGUUUUAUUAAUUUGUAUAAAAUUUUCAAAUAUAAAUUACAAGAAAAAAUAAAAAUAAUAAAGGAAAUAUACACAAUUAAUACAAAUGCAUGAACAAUAAAAAUAGCCCUUAUUCAGGAAGAAAAGGUUAAAUUUUUAACAAAUUAAAAUAAUUUAUAAAUAAAUAAAAUUUCAGAUAUAAAAUUUUCACAUCAAGUAAUUUUUAAAAAUAGUUAUUUUAAAAUAUAACAUUUAGAAAAAAC
This is a messenger RNA of Abrus precatorius (Indian licorice), 7199 nucleotides long. Its product is annotated as probable WRKY transcription factor 48. Gene Ontology annotation, molecular function: sequence-specific DNA binding; DNA-binding transcription factor activity. NCBI's taxonomy places the organism in Eukaryota, Viridiplantae, Streptophyta, Magnoliopsida, Fabales, Fabaceae. The record is from RefSeq and is a predicted model, not a curated record. Gene Ontology annotation, biological process: regulation of DNA-templated transcription. The transcript is spliced from 3 exons. The coding region runs from base 2073 to 3233 and encodes 386 amino acids.